Messenger RNA from Pelagomonas calceolata, 1177 nucleotides. The record is from the annotation of a GenBank genome assembly. NCBI's taxonomy places the organism in Eukaryota, Pelagophyceae, Pelagomonadales, Pelagomonadaceae.
CUGCUGCUCUCUUGCAAAACAAGCGGUCACAAGCUCGUAGCAAGCGCGUAAGUACCGCAAAAGACAGCCUCCGCAAGCAUCGCGAGGCCCUCAAAGCGCUACCGAGCGCGUAGCACGGCACACACGCGGGCGGGCAGCCCAUAGCUACCGAGAGUGUAGCACCGCAGGGGCAGCCUCCGCAAGCACCGCCACAAGCACGCACGCACGAUGACGCAGUGGUCCCCCGUCAAGGGCGCGAACCUCCUCGUCGACCCGCGGGCGGCGCAGCGCAGGGAACGACGGGAGCAGCGCUACCCGGCGCCGCCGGUCCCGCCCGUCGAACCACCACCAACGUACGACUUCUCGAAGCGCUUUCGCAAGCCCCAUGCGACGCGGGGCGGCGCCGACUUCGGGCGGUCGAGCGUGCGCGCCCAGCGUCCCGGACGCGCGCGGCGAUGGCGUGCUGUGGAGCAAUUCCGUGACGGCGUCACCCCGCGCAGGCGCCCAGAAACUACUUCAAGGACGUGCCUCCGCCCGAGCGCGUCGACCAGAAGCCCAUGACCGCCAAGGACUUCGCAAAAAUGAAGCACGUCGAGUUCAAGAAGCACCUCGCCAUUUCGCGGAGCGGCGUCGACGGGUCCACUCCCCUGGCGUGCCGGCGCGGCCUGCUCCCGAAGACCAUGGGUUCCGGGAGGCAUCAGACAAAGGUCGACCGGUCCAAAUGCAAGACGGGCGCGGAGAUGCGGCGCGGGCGGCCGGCGCGGCCGCCGUCCGACACGUUCGAGUGGUGCGGUGUCAAAUUCAAGGUGAAGCGGCCGCCGGUCGAGGCGGAGCCCGCCGUACCCAGCGUCGACGCCGUGCCGGAGGCGGCCCCGCGCGAACCGCGCCCGGGCACCGCGGCGCGGAAGGCGGCCGCAGACAUCACGGCCUCCGUCGUCGACGACCUGGGCGGCUCGGCCGCGCCGGCGCCCGCGCCGCUGACGCCCUGGGAGGAGUCCUUAGUCGGCGACGCCUUCAAGGCGCCGGAAGGGUCGCGGUUCAAGGACCGCGACCUGCUCGCCGGCGUCGACGUGUAUGCGCACAUGCGCGACCACGCGGCGCGCGGCCGGCCCGUCUCCACAAUCACGGGAAGACUCCAGCCCUACCGCGGCGAGGCCACAGGGCGGCCCCCGAAAUUCGUGCCGCUCGAGGUGGGUAA